Molecule: messenger RNA, 924 nt
Organism: Impatiens glandulifera
Lineage: Eukaryota; Viridiplantae; Streptophyta; Magnoliopsida; Ericales; Balsaminaceae
Product: 2-C-methyl-D-erythritol 2,4-cyclodiphosphate synthase, chloroplastic
Exons: 3
Coding region: 81-791 (236 amino acids)
Biological process (GO): terpenoid biosynthetic process
Molecular function (GO): 2-C-methyl-D-erythritol 2,4-cyclodiphosphate synthase activity
Source: RefSeq, a predicted model, not a curated record
UCAACUUGAGAGUCUCUCUGUCAUCGUAUCAUCGUUUCCAAAAAGAUCAAACCUUUGAAGAAGCUUUUUUCAGUACAGAAAUGGCGAUGGUGACUGGAAACCCUAUUCUCUCUUACAACUCAACCCUAAUUUCCAAUUCUAAAAACCCAAUCUUUCCUCUAUCUACCCAUUUCUUAAACCCAUCAACCAGAAUUCCCUCUCUUCUCUCUCUUAGGUCAACAUCCAGAUCGACCCAUCUCUCACCAUUGACGGCAGUUAAUAUUUCCUCCGCCGCAUCCAUCGCCACCGCCGUCCCCACCCCCACAAAAUCACUUCCCUUUCGAGUUGGACAUGGGUUCGAUCUUCAUAGGCUUGAGCCUGGAUAUCCUCUCAUAAUCGGCGGAAUCAACAUCCCUCAUGAAAGAGGCUGCGAAGCUCACUCCGACGGUGAUGUAUUGCUUCACUGUGUAGUAGAUGCAAUUUUGGGUGCUUUAGGUUUGCCUGAUAUUGGACAAAUCUUUCCUGAUUCUGAUCCAAAAUGGAAAGGAGCUGCUUCAUCUGUCUUCAUCAAAGAAGCUGUUAGACUAAUGCAUGAAGCUGGAUAUGAGAUUGGCAAUUUAGAUGCUACUUUGAUUCUUCAGAGGCCUAAAUUGAGUCCACACAAAGAAACAAUCAGGACUAAUCUUUCGAACCUGCUUGGAGCUGAUCCUUCUGUUAUCAAUUUGAAGGCGAAAACCCAUGAAAAUGUGGAUAGUCUUGGCGAAAAUCGAAGUAUUGCUGCUCAUACUGUUAUUCUUCUCAUGAGGAAAUAGAGAAUUAUCAAUAGAUAUAUACAAUAUACUUUUUAGAAGGAUUUCAAUAAUCAUGUCCUGAUUUGAAUUAUACUGCAAAUCAAUGUUGACAAUACCCCAAUUUCAUGAAAUAAUGCUUAUGUUAUCAUUUACU